UUGGGUCUUCCAUUUACCCAGAGCGCAGUGGAGCUGAGGCUCAACUGGGGCUGGGGGAGGGGAGGCAGGCGGGGUUCGGGGUUCGCUCCUCCCACCUCUCAUGACGGGAGUCUACCCCGCCCCCCUCGCCACCCUAUAUAAGUCUUUGCCCUGCCCCUCGAGAGCCAAACCCAAAGAACUCUCGCAUUUUCCGUUGCCGUGGAGUAUCCUCCCGUGAUCUCCUUUACAAAUGGGCUCUGUGGCCUAGCGCCCCGUUCUCCCGAGCCAAGUCACCAGUGAUCGUCCGCCGCAGCCCACUGCUUGACAGGGGCUGCUCGGGAGCCGCCACUAAGAUAUACAUCAUCACAAGAAGAACAAGCAACAUGGCAGCAAUCCCGUCCAGCGGUUCACUUGUAGCAACCCAUGACUACUACCGAAGGCGUCUGGGUUCCACUUCCAGCAACAGCUCCUGUGGAAGUGCUGAGUACUCUGGGGAAGUGAUCCCCCACCAUCCUGGUCUUCCCAAAUCAGACCCAGGCCACUGGUGGGCAAGCUUCUUCUUCGGGAAGUCAAGUCAUCCAUUCAUGACAACUGUAUUGGAAUCCCCAGAGAACUCAGGAACUUUCCAGGUUGCUCAUGGCACGAUCACCUGUGACCUGGCUCAGGAAGCCAUGAGGAAGCGGCAUGUCAGCGAGCCCAGCAAAACCACCACCGGGCCUUCUGCAUGAGCAGCAGCACCUUCCUGCUGCUCCCCACCGCUUCUGAAGUGCGCUAGGCAUCAGAGCCCAUUUCCCCUCCCCUCCCUUUCCCUUCCCUUCCCUUCCCUUCCCUUCCCUUCCCUUCCCUUUUCCUCUCCCACCUUUUCCUUUAGAUUAGAUUGGCUGCUUAAGCAUAGAAGUAGUUGUGCUGUGUGUGUGUGUUUUUUAAAGAAAACAAAAGCAAAACACCAAAAAACAAAAGCAACCACACUUGUUACUUUUUUUUUUUUACUAUCCAAAUCACCUAUGUGCUUUCCAGCAGCCUCAGUAACUUUGUUUACUUUGUUACUCAACAGAAACUAAUAAACUCUGAGCAGCCUUUUAA
Monodelphis domestica (gray short-tailed opossum) is the source of this 1062-nucleotide messenger RNA. It is a transcript of the gene PPDPF, whose product is annotated as pancreatic progenitor cell differentiation and proliferation factor. NCBI's taxonomy places the organism in Eukaryota, Metazoa, Chordata, Mammalia, Didelphimorphia, Didelphidae. Gene Ontology annotation, biological process: multicellular organism development; cell differentiation. The record is from RefSeq and is a predicted model, not a curated record.